Molecule: messenger RNA, 357 nt
Organism: Ostertagia ostertagi
Lineage: Eukaryota; Metazoa; Nematoda; Chromadorea; Rhabditida; Trichostrongylidae
Source: the annotation of a GenBank genome assembly
AUGAAUCAGUUCGCACUGAAAGCGCAGAUUCUGAGUCAGCUAAAAACUGGAGAAGAGGACGGUGAACAGUUGGAAAAGCCGACCCGUUCUCUGAAAAUCAAAGACGGCUACAGUUCUGAUGAUUCGGAUGGUGAAGAAGAUGAUCGGAAUGAGGAGGGAGAACCAAAGAAAAAAGAAACUACUUCCAAGAAGAAGAAAAAUCACGAAAAGCCGAAGAAGGAUAAACGUCAACGGGUAGAGAAUGGUGACGAGGUGGCAAAGUAUGAAUCGUCCGAUGGUGAAGAUGAAGGAAGGGAAUAUGACUACAUGUCGGAUAGCGGUUCUGAUUCAGAGCAGCGUAUGCCAAUUGAUGAAUAG